This is a messenger RNA of Xenia sp. Carnegie-2017, 4403 nucleotides long. Its product is annotated as ubiquitin-protein ligase E3B-like. Gene Ontology annotation, molecular function: ubiquitin protein ligase activity; protein binding. The record is from RefSeq and is a predicted model, not a curated record. Lineage: Eukaryota; Metazoa; Cnidaria; Anthozoa; Malacalcyonacea; Xeniidae. Gene Ontology annotation, biological process: ubiquitin-dependent protein catabolic process; protein polyubiquitination.
UUACAGCAGUUGCUGAACUAUAAAUUUCACUUCAAAUUACUGCUUUGUAUCAAACUUGAAAAGCUCCAUUCAUGACAGUAAUUCAUCAAUCUGCAUUUUUUUAUCAAUGCUCCACAACCAUGUGAAGAAAUUCUGUUAAAUGUUGUGUCGGUUCUAAAUACAAUCUUUGCAAGCAUUGUCAUGUUGGUACUUUUUUUAGUAGUGGUGGCGAAGUGCAAGUAGAGAUAAUAUGCUGCGUUUUGCGAUUAGUAUUAUUCUUUCCUUUAUACGGCUCUUAAAGCCCACUUUCGAACUGCUGUCUAUUCAUGUAAAGACAAAAAUGUCGUAGACGUAGAUCUAUUUAUGGUCCAUCUCAUACAAGGCACGGACUUCGAGUCUGUGUCUGAUUAACAGUUUCUGGUAUGAAAUGAACACUUUAGAGUAAAACGGAAAAAAUCAGCUCUUUCGGCCUUUUUGAUGCCAAAGAACCGAUAGUUUCAGUUGUGCUUUCGUUUAAUGGCUGCAAAGUGACUGCACUAUUGCAGGCAGAAACAAUUUGUCGGGAGAACAAAUACUUUUGUUCCUUUUGGUCAUUCAAAGCAAUAAGCGCAAAAUAUGGCUAUGUGACUAAUAUUUUAAAAGAUCAAAAGAACCAAACGGCUUAUGCUGAAGAGAAUAAAUUUUGUUGUCAUGCUGAUACUUGAGUUGAUGUAUUUGUAUUGCUCUUUCUUACAUAAUAAACCGAAGCCAAACCGAAUAUUCGAAAUGACGCUACGCGUACCUAUUUUAAUGUGCAUAUGGUUUUGAUAAUGGACAUUAACAUUACAUCAAGUUCUUUCUAAUGGAAAAACAAUGGCGAUUUUAUAACAAACUAAAAUUUAUGAUAUUUAUAUUAAGUAUUUUACGGCUAUUAACCAAAGAUUCGGAACCAGAUGUUCACCUCUAAUGAAAAAGGAAAGAAAAAUGAAUUUGUCAAUCGUAGUAAGGCUGCGCGUGAUAACAGAAAUUUGGAGAGGCAGAAAGAGAAAGCUGCCGUCCAAAUUCAAGCUGUUGCAAGAUGUUUUUUGGUGAAAAUGAAGCUAAGACUGCAAUAUUGCAAUGAAAUAGAUGAGUUUUUUAAUAGUUCAAGAAAGACAAAACCAACAGGCCUGGAAAUUUUUCACUUAACAAGGAAAGCCAUGUUUGUUUUUAAUGAAGAAAAAGAUAAAGAGAGAUUUCAGUUAUUUUGUAAAACAUAUGUGGAAAGUAUGGAUGAACAAAAUCCCAAGUUGUGGUAUAUUUAUCCAACAUUUACUAAAGAUUGGGCUCAACUUUGGAUUAGACAAGUGCAGAAAAUUCUUGUCGUCUGUUCUAAUUAUCUUAAAAAGCUCAAGCCCAGAUCAGGAAGCGAUAGCAAACUUAUCAACAUCUAUUUAAGCAUGAUUGCUAAAUUUACUGAUUGUAAAUCAUGGAACAUUUUCUUACUAAAAGGAGGUGAAAAAUGGAAGCCUACUCUUUACCUACUGUGCAAGAAUCUAUUGAAUCAUUUAGAAAACAAUGGUCUAUAUUCUUCCUUGAAGGAAGUUCUGAUGCAAGGUUUAUGUUGCAAUGAUCUAGUCCUUAGGCCGACACAGCUUUCCGCCAUCUUAACUUUAUCGUUGAGAGUUGCAGAAGGAGCUAGUUUUAAUGAUAAAACAAUGAAAUUGUUUCUUAUUAAAAUCGUGAGUGUUCCUGGGUUAUUUUUGCACUGUUCGAGCAUAUCUCCACAGACUUUGGACCUUUUAAAGGAGUGCAAUAUAUUGAAUCGUAUCUUAACGUUUUUGAACUCUGGCAAUAACUGGAGUGAUAUUUUUGAAUUAUUACGGGGAAACUAUUCUCUGUGUCUUCUUGCGAAUCUUAUUUUCUUAAUUGAUGUGGAUAAGGAGGCGUUCAGCUCAAACAUUCCUGAAUUUUUGACUGUAGUUACGAAAAUUCUGAUCGAUGUACGGUCUCUAAUUUCUAAAGACAAAUCUUCUCUGGCUACAUGGCAUCCUAUCUUUGGUUGGUAUAAAGAGAACUGUGAUUCACUCUUGAAUGUAUCCAUUCUUCACGUAAAUAAAGAACUUCAAGUUCUUUGGAAACGAAGUACUAUUGAAAUCCUGUUUCAAUCUCUUCCACCCUUGCAAAUGGAGUCGGAAAAACAAACAGUGAAAAACAAAGAUGGUAGAAGGAAACUUCUAGCUCGACUUAUAUCUGGCAAGUUUACAUCAAGACAAGAAGCAAAUCUUUCCUCGCCUUCAGUUGUUCAAAUACGUAAUACGUGUUUCAUGUUUGAACUACUAUUGAAUUCUUUAUGCCAGUUAAAAAUGGAUAUUCUUACUGGCCUUAGUUUCAAUGAGGAAUUCCUACUGCGUUUAUUAAAGUUCCUUCAAGAGUUGGGUCCCGAUGGCGGCCUCAACUUGAUACUCAAUUUUGUCUCGUCCGAACAUGGUAAAAUAUCAACAUCCAUUCAAUCAUUGCUCAUCCUGUUUUGUGAUUGCUGCAGUCAUCUACUACCUCUUGUAGACGACUUUGAAAUGUAUGAUCAACAAAAACCGUUCAGUCUUGAAGAUCUCACGGCUUUGUCGGGAUUUUUAAACACACUUACCUACAAAUUACUUUGGAACAAGUCUAUGAAUAAACAAAAUUCCGAGUCAAUGAAUGCACUUGAUACCUCGGAAUGUCUCCUGUCUUCAGUCUACACUCUUCUCAUGUUGAUUUAUGAUAGAGACUCAAGAAGGCAGUUCACACCUGAGAACCAUUGGUUGAUAAAGGAAUUAAAAAUGAGUACAUUCAAGUCGAAUUUGUCUUCAAAGAAACCCAGAGCUGUUGAAAUACUUAAAAGGAUUCCUCAUGUAAUCUCCCAUCAUGAGCGUGUAAAGAUCUUUCGUGGUUUCGUUGAAGAAGAUAAAAAUUUGCUGGGACUAUCAAUCGAUCAUAAUGACUUCAGUUCAAGCUGUAUGUUUGUAAAAGUUCGGAGAAAUGCUCUUUUGGAGGAUGGAUACAAGCAGCUGUCAAAAAUUCCAAUACAAAAAUUGAAAGGAACGAUCAAGAUAAAAUUUGUAAACGAAUAUGGUUUGGACGAAGCUGGUAUUGAUCAGGAUGGCGUUUUUAAAGAGUUCCUGGAAGAAACGAGUAAACAGGCAUUCAAUCCUCAUCUUAAUUUGUUUAAGUUAACUCAAGAUCAGCGACUUUAUCCAUCACCAACCUCAUGUAUCCAUGACAAUCAUCUUGAUUUGUUUGAGUUUGUUGGCAAAAUGUGGAAAGCCGUUUAUGAAGGCAUUGUCGUUGAUGUACCGUUUGCACCAUUCUUUCUAAGUCUUAUGCUGUCACGACGACAUAAUGCAUUUUACAGUUCUAUUGAUGAACUACCGUCAAUGGAUCCAGAUCUUUAUAAGAAUCUAAAUUACGUUAAGAAAUAUGAAGGUGAUGUUAUAGAUUUGGGAUUGACGUUUUCUUUUGACGAAGAAGUUUUAGGCAAGAUCAUCACUCACGAAUUAAAACCUGGCGGAAGAACAAUAGAUGUGUCUAAUGAAAACAAAAUAAGCUACAUCCACCUUAUGGCGAACUACAAGAUGUGUGUUCAGUUACGAGAUCAGAGUCGAGCCUUCUUCCGCGGUUUUCGCGAGUUCAUCCAACACGAUUGGCUUAAUAUGUUCUCUGGUCCAGAACUCCAGAAACUCAUUUCUGGUGACAGCACUACGCUGGAUGUGGCAGACUUAAGGGCUAACACGACGUAUUAUGGUGGUUAUCACAACAAACAUCGCGUUGUCAACUGGCUUUGGGAAGUUGUGGAGAAAGACUUUAACGAAAAGGAAAAGGCCGCUUUUUUAAAGUUCGUCACCAGCUGCUCAAAGCCACCUUUACUAGGCUUCGCCCAUUUACGUCCAGAAUUUACUGUGCGUUGUGUUGUUGCGACUGACGAUGAGGACGAAGGUGAUUCAGUUGGUAGUGUUGUACGUGGAUUUUUUAACAUCGGACGUAGGAAGGUUUCUACAGAACGACUUCCAACAUCAUCAACUUGUUUCAAUCUUUUAAAAUUACCCAACUAUAACAAAAAGGAAAUUUUGAGGGAGAAACUCCGUUAUGCGAUCCAAUCAAAUGCUGGUUUCGAACUUUCGUGAUGUUUUUUUUCAAAAAAAUUUUUUACGUCAUGUUCAUGACAUCACUCCGGCUGAUGAAUUUGGUAUGUGAAUGACGUCAUGUUCAUGACAUCACUCCGGCUGAUGAAUUUGGUAUGUGAAUGACGUCAUGUUCAUGACAUCUCCGGCGAUGAAUUUGGUAUGUGAAUGUUACAAUAACAUAUUUAAUGGGAAAUAGUUUGCCUCUUUACUUCUCUGAUCUCUUCUUGAAAAAUACUGUAAAAUACAAACGUUUAGUCAUUGAAAAUUUCGAAAUAUAUAAAAUGUGAUUAUGUCUGUCACAAA